This is a messenger RNA of Glarea lozoyensis ATCC 20868, 3246 nucleotides long. RefSeq names its product P-loop containing nucleoside triphosphate hydrolase. Lineage: Eukaryota; Fungi; Ascomycota; Leotiomycetes; Helotiales; Helotiaceae. The transcript has 4 exons. The record is from RefSeq and is a predicted model, not a curated record. Bases 1 to 3246 code for a protein of 1081 amino acids. Gene Ontology annotation, cellular component: membrane. Gene Ontology annotation, molecular function: ATP binding; ATP hydrolysis activity; ABC-type transporter activity.
AUGGGACGAGUACUGGGAAGGCUGGCGAUAGCAGCGCUGUCGCUGCCAUGGACGGUAUAUGCAUUUACGAACUAUACCCAGGUUGAUAUGAUGCGAGCGCAGUUGGCGCUGAUGGAUGAUCGACCUGACAACUGUCCACCAUGCUUCAAUUGCCUUCUUCCUGCCUUCGAUUGCGGUCAAUACGCUCCUUGUAACCAAUAUAAUGGCAAAUGCUCAUGUCCUCCUGGGUAUGGAGGCGACGAUUGCUUGCAACCAGUGUGCGGCUCUUUGGCAGAUGGAAAGGAUCGACCGAUGCGAACAGGGAAUUCUUGCGACUGCGAAGAUGGUUGGGGUGGAAUAAAUUGUAACGUCUGCCAGAAUAACAAGGCUUGUAAUGCCCUCAUGCCCACUGGAGAUGGGGGAGUUUGCUAUACAAAUGGUGAGGUGGUCAAGGAAAACUAUCAGAUGUGCGAUGUUACGAACCGGAAAAUCGUCGAUUUACUGGAUCCAAGGAAACCACAAGUCACUUUUACUUGCAAUGCGCCCAAGUCAACCUGCGACUUUCAAUUCUGGGUUGAUCAGCAAGAAUCUUUCUAUUGCAGUCUUGACAACUGCACCUCCAGCGCUCAGCACAAUGUCGACAAGAAUUCCACCGAAUACCAGUGUAAAAAUAUCGCAUGCAAAUGUAUUCCAGACAGGAUGCUUUGCGGAGAGAAUGGCUCUGUCGAUAUUACAGACUUUUUGGACGAAGAGAUUCGUGGCCCUGCAUCCUUCGACUGCGACGAGAACAAUGGAAUUAAUCAGUGUAAAUUUCAGGAACCUGCUAUGAACCAACUGAUUCAACAAAUGUUUGGAGAUACUAGCAUUCAAAUCAAUUGCGCUUCUGGAGAGUGUCUCUACAUGACUGAGGUGCCUGGAUUCGAACGACCAAUUAAGAAGAUCAACACCCCACUUAUCGCCGGAGUCAUUGCUGGUUGCUCUAUUUUCGUUGUUCUGGUUAUCUUGCUCGUUUGGUAUCUUUCCAGAAGACAAUUCAGAUAUGGCCCAAUCAACUUGGAUGAUUCCGACGAUGAAAGCGCCAAACUCAUGAACGACCACAAACCUGCUUCACUAUACUGGGAGAAUGUGUCAUAUCACAUUAAUGGUAAGCAAGUGCUUAGCGGAAUUCAAGGUGUCGCGAAACCUGGGGAAAUUAUGGCUAUCAUGGGAGCGUCUGGUGCAGGAAAGACGAGUUUUCUGGAUAUUUUGGCGCGGAAAAACAAGCGUGGAGCUGUUGCUGGCGAUUUCUAUGUCAAUGGAGAGAAAGUCGACGACACCGAAUUCAAGAAUGAGGUCGGUUUUGUUGACCAAGAAGACACCAUGUUACCUACACUUACGGUUCACGAAACUAUUAUGACAAGCGCACUUUUACGACUUCCUCGAGAUAUGGGAAGAGCUGCAAAGGAGCAAAGAGUUUACGAAGUUGAAAAGCAGUUAGGAAUUUCUGCAAUCAAAGACUCGCUUAUUGGAUCUGAAGAAGGGAAGGGACGCGGUAUAUCUGGCGGAGAAAAGCGAAGAGUCGGGAUUGCUUGUGAACUCGUCACGAGCCCAAGCAUUCUGUUCCUUGACGAACCCACCAGUGGACUCGACGCUUACAAUGCCUUCAAUGUCAUUGAGUGUCUUGUUACCUUGGCAAAGACGUACAAACGAACCGUUAUCUUCACCAUCCAUCAACCGAGAUCUAACAUCGUUGCUCUUUUCGACAGACUUCUCUUAUUAGCCAAGGGUAAGACGGUUUAUUCUGGAGAAUUCGCCCAAUGCCAAGAUUACUUUGAUCAAAUUGGCUACUCUUGUCCUCCAGGCUUCAACAUCGCCGAUUACUUGGUUGAUUUGACCAUGCAUGUUGGAAUUUCAAAGAAUCUUGCGGAGGAAAUACCAGAUUUAAACGGAAGUAGUGCUUUGAGUGUUGGACCUAGCAGCACAAGAGCGGUCAAAUCGAUUGCGAGUAUUGGAGGUGGAUCCAUAGAAGAGAAUGUGGUGGGCAGUCCACGAUCUUCUUUACUACCACCAAGACACAAGAGAAAAGAUUCCGUCAAGGCCAAGCAGGAUAGGGAGUUGUAUACCAGAAAGAAGAGCGGAAUCGAUACUCCCGGCUCUCAACCUGACGAGACACCACUCGAUCCAAACGCUAGCAACUCUUGGGUUCGACUUCAGAGGCAUUCCGGUCAAACCUCGCAAUCCCUUGAUGAUACUGAUAACCUCCUCCCUUCAGCAGAUAGCGAUUUGGACGCUCUUGUCUCUUCGUAUGCUCAUUCCGAAAUCGCUGGAAAUAUUCAUGAUGAAAUACGGUCCGCUGUUACGAAUGCAGAGACCGCGAACGGACAGGCAAAUGCUGGUGCUGUUGGAGAUGGGAAUAUCAACACUGGAGCGAUGGGCAAGGGAUAUGCGAGAAUCAGUCUCGCACGACAAUUCUUGAUUCUUUCACAGCGAACUUGGAGAAAUCUCUAUCGAAACCCGAUGUUGAUGCUUACACAUUACGCAAUUGCAAUUCUGCUGGCCGUGCUCUCUGGCUAUCUCUUCUACGGUCUUACGCUCAACAUUGCAGGGUUCCAGAAUCGUCUCGGACUCUUCUUCUUUAUCCUCGCCCUUUUCGGCUUCAGCACUUUGACGAGUUUAACAGUCUUCGCCUCUGAAAGACUGCUGUUCGUCCGAGAAAGAGCAAACGGCUAUUACUCACCAAUAACCUAUUUCCUCGCCAAAAUCGUCUUCGACAUUGUUCCCCUGCGCAUAAUCCCUCCAAUCAUCAUGGGCUCAAUCGUCUACCCCAUGACAGGUCUCGAACCACAAGCCUCAAACUUCUUCAAAUUCAUCCUCAUCCUCGUCCUAUUCAACCUCGCCGCCGCAGGAAUCUGUCUCUUCAUUGGAAUCGUCUGCAAAGACGGCGGCGUCGCAAACCUCGUCGGAAGUCUCGUCAUGCUCUUCUCCCUCCUCUUCGCCGGUCUCCUCCUCAACCACGAUGCCAUUCCCAAAUCCAUGCUCUGGCUCCAAAGCAUCUCCAUCUUCCACUACGCAUUCGAAGCGCUGAUUGUCAACGAAGUCACCUUCCUCACGCUCAGCGACAAGAAAUACGGUCUUAAUAUUGAGGUUCCCGGCGCCACUAUCCUUACUACUUUUGGAUUCGAUACACAGGCGCUGUGGACGGAUGUUAUUAGUCUUGGGGGGUUUGCGACGGGCUUUAUACUGUUAGCGUAUAUCGCUAUGCAUGUUUUGCUUGUUGAGAAGAGGUAG